Molecule: messenger RNA, 672 nt
Organism: Ooceraea biroi (clonal raider ant)
Lineage: Eukaryota; Metazoa; Arthropoda; Insecta; Hymenoptera; Formicidae
Product: dosage compensation protein dpy-30
Source: RefSeq, a predicted model, not a curated record
CGGGCGCAUUACCGGCCUGACGUUGGCUGCGUUUUACGGCUCGACGUCGUUUGAAAGCGACGGUUGUUUACACGAUGGCGUCCGGCGGUGAAAACGCGACCGAGGAACGGACGGAAGCGUCGACGCCAACUCAACCCAUCGCCAAUGCCGCGGCCGACACGACACACAAGACAAUAGGAAUGGAUAAGGAUGGUGAUCUGUCUGGUAUACCACCAAAGAAGUCUCGGGUCGAAGUGCAAUCUCUUCCAACCAGACAGUAUCUGGAUCAGACGGUGGUGCCGAUACUGCUGCAGGCGUUGUCCUGCCUAGCGAAGGAGAGACCUGCCGAUCCCAUAAGCUUCCUCGCCGGCUACUUGCUCAGGAACAAGAGCCAGUACGACAACGGUGGCUCGCCACCGACUAAUCAGUGAACGCUUCCAUGUCUACGCGCGUACAGACACCUAAGAACGUUACUUUGUAAGAACCAUUAUUUGAUUCUGCAAAGACAUGUUCACGCAUACCGUGAACUUUUGUAUUUUUCAACUACAAAUAAAAAUGUAGAAUCUUUUGACCGUAGGGACGGUAGUGUCCCUUUCACAGGAUGGUAUUGCCAGGUGAUGUGUUGCAAAAUACAAUUCUGCGUUUUACUAAAUAUUGUCAUUAUUGGAAAUAAAUAUUGUUUUCUGUAAUAUA